AUGAACAAAAUUACAGCAGAUAUUUCAAAGGUGGAUGUUCAUGGAGUUGUGAAAUUCUUUAAAGGGAUUAAAGAGGGAGAUAUAGUGAGACCAGAAGGAAAAGUGGACCUGCUUAUAGGAGCUGAUUGCUGCGUCUUAUUGCCUGAGAAAAUUGAUCAAAUUGGAAAUCUUCAAUUGAUGCGAAAUCAAUUUGGAUACUGCAUUAGAGGAAGUCACGCCAAGUUACGAGUACCUGUUACAACGGAGUCAAAUCUUGUGUGCAUUCAUCAUACUUCUGGAAGGAUAAUCGAACCAAUACGGUUAAACCAUGAAAGCCUUAAGAAUGCUGUUGACAAUUUUUUCGACAUAGAAAGCCUGGGAACGCAUUGUGUACCAAAGUGUGGAAGUUGCAGGUGCGGGAAGUGUCCACCUGGAAAUGGAAGCUAUACGUUAAAGGAAGAACGAGAGUUACAUCUUAUAAAGGAGGGACUUCAGUACGAUGAAGCGGGCAAGAACUGGACUACUACGUACCCAAGGAUUAAGGAUCCAAAGUCUCUCCCCAACAAUAUCAAUGCAGCGGUAUGUCGGUUGAAAUGCACGGAAAGGCGCUUAGAAAAGGCGGGACAAGAGUACAGUGAAGCACAUGGUGACCAGAUUGCGGAUAUGGUGCAGAGAAGCGUUGCAAGAAAAUUAACGGCUGAAGAGAUGCAAACUUAUGCAGGACCUAUCCACUACAUUCCACACCAUGAAGUCUUAAAACCAAAUUCCAAGACUACACCAGUGCGGAUCGUAUUCGAUUCAUCGUCCUCGUAUAUGGGUCAUGUUUUGAAUGAAUACUGGGCAAAGGGGCCAAAUGUUCUGAACGACCUUUUAGGAGUUAUUAUCAGAUUUAGGCAAAGAAAAAUUGCAAUUGCUGGAGAUAUCACGAAGAUGUACAACGCAAUCAAACUGUCGGAAAGAGAUCAGCACACACACAGAUUUGUAUGGAGGGACUUGCAGAUAGACAGACCACCUGAUCAUUAUGUCUUAAUGUCAGUCACAUUUGGAGAUAGACCCAGCGGAGCAAUCUCUACCAUGGCCUUGCGAAUGACAGCAGAAAUGAAUCGGGAAGAAUAUCCAAAGGCAGCUGAAUUUGUUAUCAAAAACAGUUAUGUGGAUGACUUACUCACUUCAUUGAAUACUGUUUGUGAAGCCAAGGAAAUAAUUCUGAACACUGAAAGACUUUUAAGCUGCGGAGGAUUUCAUGUAAAACAUUGGAUUGUUUCUGGUGAUCAAGAUGACCACUUUGCAGGAUUGAAUGUGUUAUGUGCCGAGCAGGAAAACAUUCUUGGAAUGAUUUGGUUACCCAAAGAUGAUGUCUGGAUGUUCAAGGCAAAACUGAACUUUUCGCCAAAAAGACGUGGAAAGCAUACAGAGGAUGAUAUCGAGGAUGGACAAUUACAUCUUAUUCCGGGCAGUCUAACUCGCAGGAUGGUACUAAGUCAGGUUGCAGGCAUAUAUGAUCCUCUUGGACUGGUUGCUCCAUAUAUAUUGCCUGCAAAAAUUCUCAUGAGGACCAUGUGUUCCAAAGAAAAUCAAAUUGGAUGGGAUGAGCCUAUGAGUGAAGAUAUGAGGGCAAGUGGGUUCAGUUCUUUACAGGACUUUAUGAUUUGCAGAAUUUAA
Saccostrea cuccullata (small rock oyster) is the source of this 1641-nucleotide messenger RNA. RefSeq lists its product as uncharacterized. Lineage: Eukaryota; Metazoa; Mollusca; Bivalvia; Ostreida; Ostreidae. The coding region runs from base 1 to 1641 and encodes 546 amino acids. The record is from RefSeq and is a predicted model, not a curated record. The transcript has a single exon.